Molecule: messenger RNA, 1849 nt
Organism: Acomys russatus (golden spiny mouse)
Lineage: Eukaryota; Metazoa; Chordata; Mammalia; Rodentia; Muridae
Product: BTB/POZ domain-containing protein KCTD12-like
Exons: 3
Coding region: 318-1196 (292 amino acids)
Biological process (GO): protein homooligomerization; regulation of G protein-coupled receptor signaling pathway
Source: RefSeq, a predicted model, not a curated record
UGCUUCUUCCUGGGGCUGCAGAAUAGAGAGGGAGGCCGGCCCAGGCUGGAGAGGAAGUCAAGUAUGUCAUAGCAGGGGAGGAGGGUCUACAGGACUGUUAGUUUUAAAGAGGAAAACUCAAAUCAAGCACCAAAGCACACAGCAAAAGAGAGGAAGAACAGAAAGGCGUUCCUCGGUCGAGCUGAGCCCUCAGAGCAGCGAGGCAGACAGGCACUGAAGCUUGCCUUGGCAGUACCUCAGUGGCUGGAGACUCAAGUUUAGCUGCUAACUACUUUGAUUUCUUGGAUCUCUGAGUUGGAGCAGCAUAAAAGGUCAACAUGGCCAUGCCAGAAAAGUCAAGCUGUAUCAAACAAACUGAGGAUUGUGGCAAUUUUCCAGAGAUUAUUGAACUCAAUGUAGGUGGCCAGGUAUAUAUAACUCGCUAUCCUACUUUGAUUAGCAUUCCUGGUUCCCGGCUCUGGGAAAUGUUCAGUGUAAAGAACCCUUGCUCACUGAUCCAGGACAACAAAGGGAGAUUCUUCAUAGAUCGAGAUGGCUUUCUCUUUCGUUAUGUCCUAGACUACAUGAGAGACCUGCAAGUAGUGCUUCCGGAUCACUUCCCGGAGUGUGGCCGCCUCCAUAGAGAAGCAGAAUAUUUUAAGUUGCCAGAACUGGCCAAGACGUUGGCUCUUAAAAUGAACAAGCUCAACUCAAUGGGCAACGAUUCGUGUCAGAUUGAUCUAGAGGAGCUCUCACCCAACAUUGACACCACGUUUAAUUUCUCUUCAACGAAUAGCAUCCAUAUUAGUGGCCCUGAUAAUCCUGUGGUCCUGACAGCUGCCACUGGUUCUGAGCUCAAGAAGGCUGGCUUCAUCACUAUUGGUUAUCGAGGCUCCUAUACUCUGGGCAGGGACAGCCAAACAGAUGCCAAAUUCCGCCGUGUGGCCAGAAUUAUGGUGUGUGGUAAGAUCUCAUUAGCCAAAGAAGUGUUCGGAGACACACUGAAUGAGAGCAGAGACCCAGACCGCCCUCCUGAGCGAUAUACUUCUCGAUACUACCUCAAAUUCACUUUUCUGGAACAAGCCUUUGACAAACUAGCUGAUGCUGGCUUCCACAUGGUAGCAUGCAAUUCCACUGGCACCUGCACUGUCACACAUGACCAAACAGAUGACAGGGUCUGGACCUCUUACACUGAAUAUGUUUUCUAUCGUAAGUGACACUUAAAAUCACCCAGGAAAUACAAUCCCCAGUCUCCCUCCUCUGUUCCCAUGCCAACUGUCUCCUUUAAAAAGAGACACAUUAAUCACUCUAGGCUCUUGAGUGUUAUGUAUAAUCUUGAACAAUACCACUACUCUCAUCAUAAUCACUUGAGCCUUUGUUGGUUUGGUACCUAUACAUCCUUCCAGUCCACCUGUCUACUGACCUUCUUUGGACUGUGGAGUGGAUGCCAUUUGAUGACAGUUGUGCAUCAGUAUAGAUAGUAGAGGUAUAUUUCUGGAGUGAAUGCAAUUAAAUAUAACCAUGACAUUAAAUGUGUUGAGAAAUGUUAAGCCAUGGCUUCCACAUUGUUUCUCAGCAACACACAUUGAACUUGAUUAUGUCCCUUGCCAUUUGUAUUCACCUACAUAAAGCCCUGUAUUGCUGAGCUAGAGAUUCAGUAAGAAGUAUAACUGUGCUUUUACCAUGUUUUACCAUGCUGAAUGGAAGAACUUGACAACAGUCCUCUAGGAGGUUCAUAGAAAGGUCAACCAAUUCCAAAAUUAUUAAGGGCUUUUGAUAGAAGCUAGGCAAACAAUUGUAUGACUAUUAUUUCUAAAAAUAAAAGGUUUAGCACUCAAUUUGCUUUCACAUGUAAAAGAUAGAAAAAAAA